AUGCCAUCACAGAGGCACUCUCCAUGGCUUCGGCUGCGCAUAUGGGCGGGUAAAAAGAUAUACAAACCUUACGUUUCACCCCAAGUCCUGCGAAUUGGGUUUGGCCAAGUGCUCAAGCGGAGAUGCCACCCAGCUGAAGUCCAAACCAUGGAGUAUAUCCAUCAGCACACAAGCAUUCCAGUACCGAGAGUGAUUAGGAUCUAUAGACAAGAAGGCACAGAGCGUGAAGAUAUUAUCAUGCAGCACGUCAGUGGCGAACCCUUGGCCGUAGCUUGGCCGAAGAUGUCUGAAGCCUCGAAACAGGCUGUCGUAAGAGAACUUGCAGGAUACGUUGAGCAGAUGCGCCAGCUAGUCCCACCCAAGCCCGGUUUUGUGGGCUCAGUAUCCAUGGGCAGCGGCUAUGAUCAUCGUUUUGGAGGAGACCGAUUCGGACCUUUCGAGAGCAUGGAAGAUUUCCACGCGUAUAUUCUCCGACACAAUUCCUUGGAUGCUUGGAAGGAGGAGACCGAUGUGGUUCACGUGCACAGCAAUCCCAGCGUUUAUGCCACUAGAUUCACGCAUGGAGACCUCGUGCCAAGCAACAUAAUAGUGAAGGACGGAAAAAUCGCCGCCAUCAUCGAUUGGGAAACAGCGGGAUGGUUUCCGGAAUACUGGGAAUACACCAAGAUUCGUUAUCAGUGGCGCCCAUACCGAGAAGGAUACUACGAGGCGAUGGAUCGCGUAUUGGUAACAUAUCCGGUGGAACUCAGGGCCGAACAAGCCAUCUGGAAACGAUAUGACUGUCUGCUCAAACUUCAUCUGUAUGUCAUGCUGCGGAGCGGAGGAGGGGUGAGGAGUAAAGGUGGCCUGAAGCGUGCUCGAGAUGCCUUCGAGAGGGAUGUUUUGGCGCUGCGAAUGCCGGUCAUCCAGGAUAAAAAGUUGAAGGCAGAAGAGAGUUUCACAAUCGAGCAGGCCCGGGAAAUGACUCAAUUAUUCUUCGACGAAGUCAUUGGCCAUCAAGGUCUCGACCGUGAUGUCAGUCUGAUCAACGUCAACAACAGCCACGAGAGGAGGGAGCUUGACGUGGGUGCUGGUGCUCGGGCGGAACGUCUAUCCGUCAAUCUGUCCAUCCCUCAGACAGUUCGUCGCUUCUUUGGUGCCUUCGACAAUGCCGAGGCCAAGAGGGUGAAACCAACCUGA
Endocarpon pusillum Z07020 is the source of this 1179-nucleotide messenger RNA. RefSeq lists its product as uncharacterized. The record is from RefSeq and is a predicted model, not a curated record. Bases 1 to 1179 code for a protein of 392 amino acids. NCBI's taxonomy places the organism in Eukaryota, Fungi, Ascomycota, Eurotiomycetes, Verrucariales, Verrucariaceae. The transcript is spliced from 3 exons.